AUCGUGAGAUACAAUCUGGAUGCUGAUCUAGAGUUGUGUACCCUGUGAACAAUAUUAAUGUUUAGAUAGAUUGUUACCUGAAGUACCAAUGGCUCCAAGUGCGCCCAGAGAAUGGCUUUCUAUGAAACCACCACAUUUUGAAUUGUCGGAUUGACGUCGUUGUUGGAAUUCCGACCACUUGACUGACUCAUCCUCACAAUUACACCUCACCACGCCUGCAGUCCAUCCAAACUGCCAAGGAUAGAUCAGAAAAAUCUCAGGCAUCAUCUGAAAGAACGCAAACAAGAACAGGGGAACAUUUGUUCAGAGCUGGAACAAUACAUCCGCAAUCAAUACCACGAGAAUAUCUAGGAAUCAUAAAAAACUCUCUCAAGCAUGCCCGCAGCGGUAGUGGGCCAGACGCCCUCCCUGCACACAUUCCUCAAAUCGCUCAAACAGACUCCCGUGGACAAUGCUAUUGAGCUAUUGGUUUCCCUGCUGAAACGUCGACAAAUCCGGACUCCACGCGCAUGUGCUCUGGCCACAGCACAGUUGCUACUGCGUGUCGUCUCUUCAGAACGUAUCCGGACCCCGCAAGCCUUGAUCCAACGGAUCCGAGAUGUAGGUCGAAGACUCGUGACAGCUCAGCCGCGGGAGUUGAGCGUCGGAAACAUCGUGCGGCGCGUGCUCGGCGUUAUCCGGGAGAUUGCAGAGGACGAACAGGAUCCUUCUGCGUUGGAGGCAUUGGCACGGCCAGGCCUGCCGGGAGCUCUAUCCGGCUUGGAAGGCGCAAGUGACAGUAUCGCCGACCUGCGCGCAGCAGACGCUCCAGCUGCAGAUGGGGAAUCGGCUCAUUCUCAAAAGUCAUCGUCACAUGGAAAUCAGCUACCGCCGACAACAUCGCUAUUCGGCCUGUUCCAACAUCCAGACGGAUCAUCCGGCCUCGGUUCGCCACCGCCAGGCGCCAGCUCAGCCCCAAGCGUCUCCAACAAAUCUGCCAAACCCGGAAAAGAGCCCAAAGAGAAAUUGGACGUCAAAGCCGAAGUGAUCGAAGGCAUCAAAGAACUCCUCGACGAACUCGACCAAGUCGACACCCAAAUCGCCGACUUCGCCCUCGACCACAUCAACAGCAACGAGACCAUCCUCACCCACACCUCCUCAGCAACCGUCCAGAAAUUCCUCCUGACCGCCGCCAAGAAGCGCAAAUUCACCGUCAUCCACGCCGAAGCCUACCCGAACGACCACGAAGCCACCCACGCGACGAUCCUCCACGGCGGCCACUCCGACCCAUCCUCGGGAGGCGCGGACCUCGACGACUUCGACCCCGACGACUCCGCUGCGACGCGCUGGAAACCUCUCACCUCCAUGGGCAUCCAAGUCAUCCUGGUCCCGGACUCGGCCGUUUUCGCCCUCAUGUCACGCAUCAACAAAGUCCUCCUGGCGCCCAACGCGAUCCUCGCCGACGGGUCCCUCCUCGCGGCCUCGGGCUCGCACACCAUCGCACAGGCGGCGCAGGUGCACCACGUGCCCGUCGUCGUGCUCGGCGGGGUGUACAAGCUCAGCCCCGUGUACCCCUUCUCGACGGACGAGAUGAUCGAGUACGGCGACCCAGGCAAAGUGAUCGGAUACGGCAGCGAUGGGGAGUUCCUGGACCGCGUGGAUGUGGUGAACCCCGUGUACGACUGGACGCCGGCGGACUUGGUGGAUCUGUAUAUCACGAAUCUGGGCAGUCAUGCGCCGAGUUAUCUGUAUCGCAUCGUGGACGAUCAUUAUUACGCCGAGGAUACGGACCUUUUGACUAAGGUGUGAGGAAGGGAGGGAGGAAGGAGGGAAGGAAGGAAAGAAAGGGACGAAAGUCGAGAGUGUCAUGAUUGAGGAGUUGGGUAAGUGAGAAAGACUUUCCAAACGACGAUGCUCAUAGGAUCGCAACGAGACGACCAGAACGGAAGUAAAUAUUCCAUGAAAUCAUGUCAUCUCUCCCUCUUCUCCUUGAAAGUUCGGAGUCCUCGCAGUAGCUGCUUCGCCCACGGCUGAACUUUCUGGGUUUAGACCAGAAAUACGAAUUGCAACCAUUGGUAAAUUGAAUAUCUUUCUCUUGAUUCACUCUAUCUAGUGAUCUUCUUCUAUUCUAUCAUGACGCAAAAGAAAAGCGAGAUAAAAACAACAAAAGCAAUGCAACGUCGCCCCGGUCCACGUCCCGACCAAGCGAGUUUAUCAGAUAUCUUCACAGCCAUCACCCUCUCCUGAACCU
This is a messenger RNA of Dissoconium aciculare CBS 342.82, 2230 nucleotides long. RefSeq names its product nagb/rpia/CoA transferase-like protein. Gene Ontology annotation, biological process: translational initiation. Lineage: Eukaryota; Fungi; Ascomycota; Dothideomycetes; Mycosphaerellales; Dissoconiaceae. Gene Ontology annotation, cellular component: eukaryotic translation initiation factor 2B complex. The record is from RefSeq and is a predicted model, not a curated record. The coding region runs from base 376 to 1788 and encodes 470 amino acids. Gene Ontology annotation, molecular function: translation initiation factor activity; guanyl-nucleotide exchange factor activity. The transcript has a single exon.